ACCAGGAAAGAAUUUCUGAGAACACCGGACGGAAGUUAGCAACGACGGUUGCGAGCGUUCUUAGGGGCAGGCAAAGCGAUCACUGACAGAAAAGAAAAUUGAUAAAACUUUGCCCCGUUUAACAGACCCAGUCUCCCCUUCCCUACCUUAUGGCUACCAAUUCAAACAUAGAUAUAGAGGAUGCGACCCAGCAUCUUCGGGACAUCUUAAAACUGGACCGUCCUGGCAUUAGCGCCGACGCAUCUAUAAGUGAUACUCCUAAGAAGACAUCUUUCAAUGGCGAGUUAAACGGCCUGCUUGGAGCUGAUUUCAUCGGAACGGGAGAGUGUGCAGCCAUGUCCGGGGCACCAGGUCUCAGCCCGGAGAAUCUUAGCACACAAGAGUGCCAGACCAUCUGCCUAUCAGGCGAUGAUGGGUCUACUUGUGUUGCCAUCACUUCCAGCCUUGUAGAAAUAGUGGCAAGUCGUGACUCCAGCAUUGACAGUAAGGCUCGUGGCAGCAACAAGGUGAAGAUACAGCCUGUGGCCAAGUAUGACUGGGAGCACAAGUAUUAUUAUGGCAACCUUAUUGCUGUGUCCAACACUUACUUGGCCUAUGCCAUCAGAGGAGCUAACAAUCAUGCGAUGAUCCGUGUCCUGAGCCUGGGCUCGGCUGAGCGCACGCUUCUCAAGGGCUUCACCGGCGCCGUCACAGACCUGGCCUUUGCCCACCUGGACUCCACCCUGCUGGGCUGUGUGGACGAGGCCGGCAACCUGGUCAUUUGGCAAUUGACCAGCACCAGUGGAAAGAUCCAAGAUGAGGUGGUGGUGCACAUCCGCAGGCCUGAGGAUACGCCACUAAACUCUCACAGGAGGCUCAUCUGGUGCCCCUUCAUACCUGAGGACAACGAGGAGAGCCCAGAGGAGUCCUGUCAGACCUUAGCCCUACUCCACGAAGACCGAGCAGAGGUUUGGGAUCUGGACAUCCUUAAGUCAAACAAUAGCACUUGGCCUGUGGAUGCAACUGAGCUAAAAGAGGGCUUCAUCACCAUCAAAGGACAUACAGCUCGCAUAAGUGAAGGAGCUUUGUCACCUGAUGGCACUGUGUUGGCCACCGCCAGCCAUGAUGGCUAUGUUAAGUUCUGGCAGAUUUACAUAGAGGGACAAGAUCAACCCAGGUGUGCUAAUAAGAAAUGUCUCCAUGAGUGGCAGCCUCAUAAUGGGAGAGCUCUGUCGUGUUUGCUGUUUUGUGACAACCACAAGAAGCAGGACCCUGACGUGCCAUUCUGGCGUUUCCUCAUCACCGGAGCGGAUCAGAACCAGGAGCUUAAGAUGUGGUGCACCGUUUCAUGGACCUGCCUGCAGACCAUUAGGUUUUCUCCAGAUACAUUCAACUCAACUGUGCUACCCAGUCUGAAGGCCAGCCUGGACCUGGCUGCAGAGUGUCUGAUCCUCACAGAUGUACAAAGGAAGGUGAUCUAUGUGAUGGAGUUGCAUCAGGAUCAAGAAAAAGGUCGUGCAAGUUUCACGGCCGUCUCAGAGUUCCUGCUCACGCACCCUGUGCUCAGCUUCGGUGUACAGGAAGUCACCCGCAGCCGUCUGCGCCACACUGAAGUGCUUCCCCCAGAUGAGGAGAGCGAGAGCAUGACUACAGAAGGAAGCCAAGGCCCCAUGGAAUCCAAGUCAGGAAUCAAAAUCAAACUCUACUGUGUUCACACAAAGUCUCUCCAGGAUGUGCAGAUCUGGUUCCAGCCUGACCUGGGAUCCUCCAGCUCGCUGUGCUUACCGCACAUGGGGUCACAGGAAGCUUUAGCAGGUUUCUCAGACCACCUGACUGACAUGAGUGUGGAAGGCCUGAGCUCGGAUAAGGACUCGGGAAGCGAUUCACAGAACGACCUGUGUAAGAUCCCCGCCCUGCCCGCCCCUGCAGACUUCCUGAGCUCUGUGGGUGCCGCCGCCGCUGCCACCACCAUGCCCAAGCUCAUGACCCCUGAAUCCUUCAUGACUCCCAGUGCAUCAGUGCCAGCCUCGCCAGGCAGUGGAGCCAGCAGCCUGACCAUGGUGACGGCAAUGAGCUCCGACGGUGGAGCUAGGGGAGGCGAUGAGGUUAGCCAGAGCCCAAAGAUGUCUCUGGACAGCAGCGGCAGCAGUGGCCUCAGCCUGAGCGCCACCACCACCAGCAGCCCCAGAGCCAACUCCAUCCUGCUGGCAGGCCUCGGAGACAUCCAGGUGCCCCCGCUCUCACUGGACCUGCAGGCCAUGGAGCCGCCACUGUUGAUACCGCAGGUGUCCCCGACGCGCGCCCGCUCCCCGGACGUCAUCUCGUCCGCCUCCACCGCCAUGUCACAGGACAUCCCCGAGAUCGCCUCCGAGACGCUGCAGCGCGGGAGCCUCGCCGCCAGUGUAGCUGCCGCUGCCGUAGCUGCAGCCGCGGAUUCGACGCAGGUGUCCACUCCGAUGUCCCUGCCAAGUCUCCAUGGCGACAGCAUGGCCUCGGCCGCCUCCGCACUGCACAUGCUGUCGCCGCGUAACCGCUCGGGUGGGCCAGAGCUGGGGCUACACCCGCUGGAGCUCGGCCCGGGCGUGGGCCCCGUGGACGGAGAGCAGCGGCUCAGCAACACCCCCUCGCUGCUGGAGAACGCGCUGUCCCAGGAGAACGCUGCCGCUGCUGCGGCUGCUUGCGCUGACAAUGGCAUAGGCCACGCCUGGCCUGCGGCCCCGGAUAUCACACGGGAAACAAGACAACGGGACAACGGCAUGGGAGACUGCUCAAGAGAGGACAUGAAGGACAGACACAUAUCGUCUCCAUACCAUAGGCGCGCUUACCAUCUUACCCAGAACGACAGUCAGGACGCCAGUGCAGAGCAGAGUGACCAUGAUGAUGAGGUGGCGAGUCUGGCAUCGUCGUCGGGGAACUGCGGCUCUCGCUCGAGCCACAGGCUGCCGGUGAAAGACUGGAAGACCUCCCCCAGGGGCUCCCCCAAACUCAAGCGCAAGAGCAAAAAGGACGACGGAGAGUCCUCCCAGGUCCGGCAGGGUGACCACCAGAUGAGCCCUGAGAUGUACGAGGAGAUGCUGCUGCUGAUGCGGACCCAGCAGCGGGAGCUGGCCGAGCUGCGCCAGAGCCAGCUGGAGCUGCUGCAGCGGCUCACGGGCCACAUGGACGCCGUGCAGAGCUCAGUUAUGGCCCACGUCGAGCACGUCAUGCACUCCCAGCAGGAGCAGGAGCAGCGACGGAUGGAGCGUCUUCUGGCGGAGGAGCAGCACCGCCACCUGCAGCUGCAGGAACAGCUGGCCCAGCAGCUGGCCCAGAGCCUGGGCGCCACCCUCUCCAACCGCCUGGACAAGGUGCUGCGCGACGAGAUGAAGAAGACUGUUCCACAGACCAUCUCCAAGAGCUUGGAGCCUGUCACAGGACAGAUGAGCAGCACUAUCGCUGCCAAGCUUGCUGCCGUGGAGGGCACACUCAAAGAAAACGUCACCAAGGUGGUCAAGUCAAAGAACACUACUGACGCCAUUGGGCGCGCAGCAGCUGAAGCCAUGCAGGGUCCCAUCCAGGCAGCCUACAAGGAGGCGUUCCAGAGCAUCGUGCUGCCUGUGUUUGAGCGGGGAUGCCAGUCCAUGUUCCAGCAGAUCAACGACAGCUUCAAACAGGGAACCCAUGAGUACAUCCAGCAGCUUGAGACUCAUGUGAAGAACAGAAAGCAGCGGGAGCAGGAGGCACGGGAUCCCGUGAUUGGCCAGCUCCAGCAGAUGAUGGACUCCUUCCAGAACUCCACCGACCAGCUGGCCAGUACCGUGACGGCCAGUGUGCGCUCCGAGGUCCAGCACCAGCUCCACAUGGUCGUGGGAAACCUGCAGGACUCGAUCCUGACGCAGGUGCAGCGGAUUGUGAAGGGUGAGGUGAGCAUGGCUAUGAAGGAGCAGCAGGCGGUGGUGACCUCCAGCAUCAUGCAGGCCAUGCGCUCGGCUGCUGGCACUCCCAUCCCCACCGCCCACCUGGACUACCAGAGCCAACAGGCGGCCAUCCUGCAGCUACUGCAGCAGGGACAGCUCAACCAGGCCUUCCAGCAGGCCUUGUCUGCUGCUGACUUGAACCUGGUUCUGUAUGUGUGCGAGACCAUCGACUCUCAGCAGGUGUUUGGCCAGCACCCAUGCCCCCUCAUCCAGCCCGUCCUGCUGUCACUCAUCCAGCAGCUCUCUACCAACCUCGGCACGCGGCACCAGCUCAAAAUUAGCUAUCUGGAGGAUGCGGUAAUGAACCUGGACCACGGCGACCCGGUGACGCGGGACCACAUGAGUGCGGUGCUGGCCCAGGUGCGCCAGAAGCUCUUCCAGUUCCUGCAGCAGGAGCCGCACAGCCCACUCAGCAAGAGGGCCCGCCGCCUCAUGAUGAUGCUGCAGGGCCUAGUGGUCAACCACUAGCCCUCACACAUAAAACACAUAGCCUACCCAAACAAUGUGCUCCUCAAACUCCCUCUCACCCAUAAUGAAACACACACACACACACACUUGCUUUCUGCAUCUUCCAAACAGGAACACAUAGCAGCUCCAUUCAUCUUGUCCAUGUAGACCCAUACAUGUACAGCCUGUCCCUCCACACAGACACACGUGACUUUGACCUUUCACCCUUGAUGCUCCCCUCCCUCCCCCCAGCUGCUCUUCUGUGGUCUUUCUUUGGGAUUUGCGGGAUUUUGACGGUGGCUUGAAUGGAGGAGAUAGGCACUCAGAUUCUGAGUUUGGUGUUUGUGCUUACUAGCUUUUUUUUUUUUUUUUUUUGGUUGGCUGCAGUUGCACUCAACGUAUCACCUCAUCCUAAAGUUUGUAAUUUCUCGUCUUGUAUGACGAACUACAUGAAAAUGAGAAGGUUUUUGCUCUUUUAUUUUGCUAUUUUAUUUUGCAAGUCAACUAACUUUUGUGUGCAAUGCAUCAAGGCAGAGGCAAAAGAAAACCAAAUGGACCUUUCAGUGUUUCACUAGUGUGCUUUGUUGGAUGGAAGAUGUUCUGCAGAUUAUUUCUCAGCUCUCUCCAAUGCUGCCUACUGGUCAGACAGACAACUGCAGUGAGGACUGCAACUAUGUAGAGAUCUCCUCUUUACCAUCCUACUCACUGCUACAUUUUCAUUUAAUUCCUCCCUGUUUUUUAUUUUUGUUUCACAAACUGAAAGGAAUAACAAGGUACAUAUGCACAGGAUGUUGCCUCUACCAGAAACACUGAGUUUAUUUCUUUAAAAGUCCUCUUGUACUACAGACAUUUCCAUCUGGUUGAAAAGUAGUUUUGUUUUGUGUGUGAGAGGGGGUUGUAUUUCCUGUAGGACUGACUACUUUUUUGCAUAGGCUUUACAGAACUGUACAGUGUUCAUAUGUUAAUGUAAGUUCUUUUCUGAUUUGUUUUUAUGUGUUAGUUUAAGCAGGAAGCUGAAGCACCCGUGUACAUUAGUCAAUUAAGAAUAUGAUUGUGGCGUCCAGGCAAACAGGGAAAAUGGCCGUCCGCAUUUAGUUUUUUUGAUCACCCCCUCCAUUUUUCCAGGGUCCUUACAAUCCACCAGCUUCUCACAUUAAUCAUACUCUCAACAUAUGCUUGAGUUAUCAAAGUCAAAGUUGUUUUCCAUAGCAAAUCAAGCAAGAUCUUUUAUUACUAAGAGAUGUCCUAUUCAAUUUGUGUGCAGUUUUCGCUUUAGCCCCUAGAUGGCAGUAAAUCAGAUUAACUAGGUUUGUUAUUUAUCAUGCUAUUUUUACAUGCGCUGCUUUUUCUCUUCACUAUCUUUUGUAAAUUUACCACAAUUUGCAAGACUAUUCUUUCAUUUAAAGGUACUGAUUUGUGUCAAUGUGGCCUUUAAAGAUGUAUUUUAUUUUACACUUCCUCCCAAAGCAAAUCCUGAUUAAUGUAUUUGGGGUUUCUAUCAUCCCCCUGUGGAGGACUUAUUGAUUGUGGUGUCAAAUUAAAAAUUAUAACAGAAUAUAGCUCUCAUAACCUGGAGUGUAACCUUAACAGAAAGUGCCUUAACAAUGUUCUACAGUUUGAGUGGUCAAUUGUUCCCUUACUAUACCUUAGUGCUAUUUAGGGGCGGAAGGAUGUGGUUAAAGAAAUCAGAGGUAAUAUGUAAAAGUGUGAAGAGAGAAGUGGCACUGGUCAUUGCAUUGAUGUGCUGAUUUCCUGGUCAUUUAUGAAGAACAAAGCUUUUUCAGUCAAAGGAAUAGCACUUGUAUUGUUUACUGAUGAAAAUCUGAGUCCUUGUUUUGCGUUUUAAGACCAAGGAACCUGCCCUUGUUCUAUGUGUCUACCACAUUCUCAUUGUCUGCAAGAAAAGGCUGAGAUUGUGUGUGUUUGUGCGCAACACCAACUGUAGACCCAGUGAAGCACUGUCAUGAAAAAGGCUUCCUAAACAAGGCCUUCAAAACUCAUCAGUCAUACUUUAAAUGUGGAUAUGUUCACAUCUACCCACUUGUUUUCUUUGCCUCAGUAGAUAAUGUUACAUUUUGGCACACACAAAGGUUUUUUAUGUUGGGCAGCUGGUUUAGACUAAAUAAUGAUUAAGCUCAGCAUGCUAAGGAGCUGUGCUCAUUUAACUUCAUGUACGCCAGGUCUAGAUAGACAAGGACUUUUUUUUUUUUUGUCAACAAAAAGAAUCAGCGCACUAAAUUACAGCAUUCUCGGUUAGAUUCCAUCUCUAAAACAACCCUUGGUCAAGUAGCUUGGCCAUCUGUAUGUUAUAGCUACUGGAAGUUCAAACCCUUGGAUUGUUGAAGUAACCCUUUACUGUUUUUUUUUCGAUUAGUAAAGUACACAUUAUUCUUGUGCAGGUUUCGACCAGCAAUCGCAGUGUAUAAAUCAAGGUUUUUCUUCCAACUUUUGUUUUUUCAUUAAGAUUGAUACUUAUCAGGGUUUAGCAACAAAUAGAUGUGAAUGUCCUAUCAAGGCUUGCACAUAACGCUAUAUAUAUAACUACUUUCCUCUCCAAACGUUGCAUAUUAGCUCUUGUUUUGUGUAUGAACAGAUUUGAACGUUGUCAUUUUUCCAUCGUGGUUUUGUUCGUAAUGCUUCGACUAUGUUGUAUAUUUUACACCUGUUUCUUUUACCCUAGACGUUUUGGAAUAAAAAAGAAAAUCACAAUGUUCAA
Alosa alosa (allis shad) is the source of this 7098-nucleotide messenger RNA. RefSeq names its product enhancer of mRNA decapping 4 (gene edc4). The coding region runs from base 150 to 4403 and encodes 1417 amino acids. Gene Ontology annotation, biological process: deadenylation-independent decapping of nuclear-transcribed mRNA. NCBI's taxonomy places the organism in Eukaryota, Metazoa, Chordata, Actinopteri, Clupeiformes, Clupeidae. The record is from RefSeq and is a predicted model, not a curated record. The transcript has 29 exons. Gene Ontology annotation, molecular function: protein binding. Gene Ontology annotation, cellular component: P-body.